Messenger RNA from Hippocampus zosterae (dwarf seahorse), 3217 nucleotides. It is a transcript of the gene b4galt4, whose product is annotated as UDP-Gal:betaGlcNAc beta 1,4- galactosyltransferase, polypeptide 4. The transcript is spliced from 7 exons. The coding region runs from base 695 to 1735 and encodes 346 amino acids. NCBI's taxonomy places the organism in Eukaryota, Metazoa, Chordata, Actinopteri, Syngnathiformes, Syngnathidae. Gene Ontology annotation, molecular function: glycosyltransferase activity. The record is from RefSeq and is a predicted model, not a curated record. Gene Ontology annotation, biological process: carbohydrate metabolic process.
UGCGGAGUUAACAACCAGUAAGGGAGAUAACGACUUGGGGUUUGGAGAAUGGACGAGUUCAUUUUGAGGCAGGGGUCGCGGCAGCGUCGACGUCACUCGUCGAUGCUUCAAUCGAGGCAACAAGACAACGGCGGCUCCUCUGGUUUUCUUGCCGUGCUGUAUGUUGCACAUACAGCGCAUUUCACAAUAAAGUUGCAUUUGAUUCGCGACAUAGUAGCUGUCGCGACCCUGCCCCUACUGCAGAAUGCGCCUGCCCUUACGGGGUGGGGGUAGUGGUGUGCAAACAUGGAGAGCAUCCGGCUGGAGAAAGAAAGACAUGUCGCCUUCAGGAGGUGUCCGUUUGCACUUUGUCCCUUCGCUAUUUUGGGUUAUUACAAACGCAAUCAACGUAGAGUAGCGACCAGUGUGCUAUGCAGCGAUGCUCUUGGAGUGAGCCAUUAUUAGCUCGACCUGUCCCGAAAAGAAGGUGACUUCGAGGAAAAACACGCAUCGUUAGCUCGCUUUAAGUAAGUAAAGCUUGUAUUGACUUACCUCUCCCUCACCUCCCCCAAAUUACACCUUGGAUGUCCACCCCAAUACGGAACCACAAGGCGGAAACUGUAAAACAGCGGCACGCUUCAUUGUCAUGAACUGAUCGCCCCAGCCAUGAAAGACACAUUUUAAACCAGAAGAACCAGAACAUCAUCACGCAGCCAUGGGCUUUUGUUCGCCUGGGUUCAAGAUGUUGUGCAGAGUCAAGUACAUUUUCCUGCUGCUUCUCUGCCUGUCUGUGCUGGCAUGGAUUUCCAUGCUCUCGGGCGACAGCAUUAAAUCUGCCCUGGCCCCCUCGGCGGCGAUGCUACGUCUCGUUAAAGAAGAGGACACCCAGGAUGUGGCAAACUCGGGGCCAUCGACAGCGGUUCGCUUAAUGACACCGACGCCGAGAGCAGAGUGUCCCAAGGAGUCGCCGCUGCUACAAGGAGCGGUGAAGCUGAACUUUGAGCCCUCUCUGCGAUUGGAGGAGGUGGAGGGCGAGAACAAGCGAGUCGCCGAAGGCCGCUACCGACCUUGGGACUGCGCUGCCAGACAGAGCGUGGCCAUCCUCAUUCCCCAUCGCAACCGAGAGCGGCACCUCCUCUAUCUGCUCCACCACCUGCACCCCUUCCUGCAGAGGCAGCAACUCCACUAUGCUGUUUACGUCAUCCAGCAGGCCGGCGAUGGCACUUUUAACCGUGCCAAAUUACUGAACGUGGGCUACUUGGAGGCGCUGAAAGACUACAGUUGGGAGUGUUUCAUUUUCCACGAUGUGGACCUGGUUCCCGAAAAUGAUCACAAUCUCUACGUCUGUGACUCGCAACCCAAACAUCUGGUAGUUGGCCGCAAUUCCACCGGAUACAAGUUGCAUUACAAAGGCUACUUUGGAGGAGUCACGGCCAUGAGCAGGGAGCAGUUUGGUAAAGUGAAUGGAUUUGCAAACACCUACUGGGGUUGGGGCGGAGAAGAUGACGACCUACGAAGCAGGGUGGAGCUGCAGAAAAUGCAGAUUGUGCGGCCACCUGCUGACAUUGCACGCUACACAAUGGUGUUUCACAAACGGGACAGCGGGAACGAAAUCAACAAGGACAGGAAAAAGCUGUUGAGACAAACGUCACGGGUUUGGAAAAGAGACGGACUGAAUAGCUGCAAAUAUCGGACCUUAUCAGUGGAGAGGCUGCCGCUCUAUAUCAACGUGACCGUGGACAUCGGGAAGCCGUAGGACCGACUGUUUCAAACGAGCUCAGCUCAUCGCGAUGCCGUUUGAAAGUGUGGAGUGAAAAGACGACCAUGUGCCAUUGUGACUUGCACAUGAUAUAUCAAGCAGGCAAGUGCGUUUAAAGAAGCGGAAGUGAAAGAGCAAAAGUGAUCGCCACUGCAAUAUCCCACUUUGGGAUUUCAAGCUGACCUCUCUGCGGCAACGAAACAGUUCAGCAAAUCUUCUCGAAUCGAAUGCGACACUUGAGCUUUAUUGUUGGGCUCCGCAUUUGUCAAACAACAUAUUGCGAAAGGGCCCUUCCGUGUGCCGCUGAGGAGUGUCCAAACAUUGAUGCGUUCCCUUUAUCUUUUGACGUUUCUUUCACGGUGUGUCCAUGCAGGACUCGGGACUGCGUGAGGUUGAAUGUACUGAAUGUGAUUCGAGUCAGUUCCUUUUUUUUUGGGGGGGGGGGGGGGGGCUAGAUUGCACUUUUUGACAUUUCAUUGGCAUAUUCUUUCAAAGUCCACAUUGCUCAACAUAUCUUUGGCCAAAUGUAAAUUGUUCGGACUCAAAAGGUUCAGUGAACACUGGGGCCGAGCCAUAUUUUGAAUUCAAAAGACAUCUCGAUAUUAUUGCACGACUAAAUACAACAUUAUUCUUGACUUGUUGAUAUUCAAGGAGCGUUUGUUUUGCAGUACAAAAAUGCCCUCGAGGUAAGCAAUAAAAGGGGCCGUUCAGCUGAAAUAUUUGAAUGUAUUUAUUUACACACACGACUGAUCAUGUUGAACACUAGUUAUGCGCAACAAUUUCCAAAAUGCGGUCAUUAAAAAAAAAACGUGUGACGUGUCUCUGUAGGGUUUGUGUGACGCUGCGAAUCUUUGGCUGUCCUCAGAUAGAGAUAGUAAUUUCUGUUUUAUUGUUAAAAUAGUCAAUUAUUAUUCCUCGACUGCCUUUUCUUCAAAGUUAAUUUUGUCCUGCCAUGUUCAACGGACAGAAAAGAUGGAAUUUUGUGUGUGAGUAUUACAUUUUAUUUUUUUUAAAAAAGGGCCUUCUUGUUCUUGCUUUGCAAGAAAAUGGAAUGAAUGGUGGUGGAUCAAUGUGACCAAUGAAAAUAGCUUCUCGUUAUAACUAACUGCAUGAUGGUUAGUCAUGGGACUCGCAUGAUAUUAUAUCACAUCUUCGAAGGGAUGCGCGGCUACUUGUGUGUUUACAACAUGCAUAUUUUGUGACCAUCAAAACUUUCUUCCAUUCAUAGGUUGGUUGCAAAGUACUUGAAUGGCACCUUCUGACGAUUUCAGACACAUUGCCAACCGUGAAAGAACAAUCUUGCUACAAAUGUUUUCUCCUGAAAUUACGCUUUCUAGAGUCAUAACGAAACAAUUCAUAAUUUGAGAGUGUCAUUGGUCGAUUUUUUUUUUCAAGUGGCGCAGAGUUUGAUAAAAGAUUCAUCCUGACACAUUUCGUGGUGAAGAAAAUGUCGAAUAAACUGAUAUUUUCAUAUUGUCA